CAGCAGCAGAGCAAACCUUGGAAACAGACGUCACAGUUAUGUAUGCUUGGCACGCUUUCAGGAAAUUUGUAAUGAGGUUGCAACACGCGAUCCUUUGGGGAAUAUCUGUGGCUGGGUGUAACAAGGGUUUAAAAAUCCACCUGUGCAUCACUCAGUCUGCUGCUGCGCGCCUGCUAGAGCGAGUUCAAGAAUUUCUUCGUUUUAAGAGGGAAAGUUCAACAGAGAGAACAAUGAAGCUCGACUGGUCUGAGAACUACAGCUAUCCGAACUCAGCUUUUAUCGGAGUAGACCCGCACAGUGGGUCCAACAACAUUGAUCAUCGCACCAGUGAAAUCUCAUUGAAGGAGCUCAUUGUGAGACGAGGCCAGCCCUUCAAAUUCACCCUCAAACUGGCCAAACCUUUCAAUCCCGCCUUUGAUGAGCUCAUCAUGACUGUUAAGACUGGAGACCAUCCUUCUGAAGACCUCGGGACGAUGUCUCGCUUUGGUGUCCCAGACAAAGUGCAACGUUUGCCUUCUGCCAAGGCGGUGUGGAAAGCAGAGCUGCAGCGGAGCACUGCUCCUGCAACAGGAAUCCUGACUCUGAGCAUUACACCCUCGGUCGACUCUCCAGUAGGGGAGUACACAAUGUCUGCAAGACUCGGAGAGGAGGAGAGGGCGUUGGCAAACCUUUCUGUGCUUUUCAACCCGUGGUGUCCUGGGGACAUGGUGUUUAUGCCUGAUGAAGUAGAGAGAAAGGAGUAUGUCAUGAAUGAACAGGGUAUAAUCUACAAAGGAGUUGAUAAUUACAUAUCUCCAAUUCACUGGGACUACGGACAGUUUGAAGAAGAUAUGGUGAGUAUUUGCGUGAAGAUCCUCGACUGCAGCAUAAAACACAAGCAAGACCCAGCCAAAGACGUUUCUGCUCGCUGUAACGCCAUCUAUGUCAGCCGUGUCAUCACAUCCAUGAUUAACAGUGAAAACGAAGGAGGCAUCCUGAAAGGAAACUGGGGAAAUGAUUUCAGAGGCGGGGUCCCACCCACCCACUGGAGCAGCAGCUAUCCCAUUCUUAAACAGUGGUUUAACGCCUGCUUCUGCUCUGUGAAGUACGGGCAGUGCUGGGUGUUUUCAGGCGUCAUGUGUUCAGUGAUGCGCCUGCUGGGCAUUCCCUGCCGUGUCGUCACCAACUACCAGUCGGCUCACGACACCAACAAGAACCUCACCGUCGACACCUACUUUGCUGACUACGGCGUGAGAGAGAAAGAGUCCAAAGACAGUGUCUGGAACUAUCAUGUCUGGGUUGAGGGGUGGAUGAGGCGGCCCGACCUGGCGAAAGAUGGUAGAUAUGAUGGCUGGCAGGUGUUGGAUCCAACUCCACAAGAAAAGAGUGACGGUAUGUUCUGCUGUGGCCCAGCCCCAGUCUCAGCCGUCCGGAACGGAGACACUCAUCUCAAAUACGAUGUUCCCUUUGUCUUCGCUGAGGUCAACGCAGACUGCAUAACCUGGCUGGUCAAACGUGAUAGAUCAAAGGUGAAGAUUCAUUCAGAGGAUCACAGAAUUGGGCAGAGCAUCUCUACCAAGGCUAUCGGCACGAGCAAGAGGAUGGACAUCACAGACAGCUAUAAGCAGAAAGAAG
Messenger RNA from Fundulus heteroclitus (mummichog), 1614 nucleotides. RefSeq names its product protein-glutamine gamma-glutamyltransferase 6. Gene Ontology annotation, molecular function: protein-glutamine gamma-glutamyltransferase activity. Gene Ontology annotation, biological process: peptide cross-linking. Lineage: Eukaryota; Metazoa; Chordata; Actinopteri; Cyprinodontiformes; Fundulidae. The record is from RefSeq and is a predicted model, not a curated record.